AUGGCCAUUUCCGGUGCCGUCCAGACCUUGUCGGCGGCCUUCUCAUUUGGGAUCCUUCUACAAGCAGCCUCGGGUGUUCUUCUCAUAUAUUGGAAAGGCCAUGGAUCGACUAUAUUCCAGGACGGCCGGAGGCUGGUCCUCAUGCUGUUUCUGUUCUUUGCCGCCCUGUGGGCGCAGACUGAUUUCAUAAACCUGAUGAUUCCGUCUUCCCCGACUGCUUGCCAAGUCACUCUCGUUUUUUCGACGUUGUCUGAUCAGCUUGCGAGAGUGGGCAUGGGCCAAUUCCUAUUAUGGUCCGUAGGGCAUGGGACGAAGAUAACAGCAGAACGGCUGAUACUUCAAGCAAUAUUGGCAAUCAGAUUUGUUGUAGGGCUUUUGCUCGUGGGGUUCACGCGCCCAGAUUUUGCACCAGUUUGUGUGGCUCGCACAUCCGUUCUACCAAUAGCCAUUGUGAUUCUUGCUCUGGAUAUCAUAAUUAUUGGCCUCUUGGUCAUUCGAGCAUUGUUGUUAGGCAUGUUCAAAGGGGGGCAGUCAAACCCGCGAAAGGAGCAGAGUAAGGUCUUAAUCUUGAGCAUUGCCGGGUUUACUCUGUGGACUGGUACCAGUGCCGCAAUGCUACUAGGGCUUCCUAAGAUGUUGCUGAUAGUUAGAACUACAUUACCAUCGACAGGUCUUCUCAUUCUGGUUGGCAUUGUUGCAAUCUCUCCUGAAGCUUUGCUAUUACCAGGAGACGGAGAAGCGAUUACUCCUGAAGCAAGGUCACCGUUUAUGGCCCCUUCAUCACCGUCUCGCGGAAUCUCCCCUAGAAAUAUUGGGAAUGGCGGCUCCCCUAUAUCUGGCCUCGAUUACAUGAAGAGCGGUCGUCUCCGUGCCUUUAAUCCUUCCGCAACACCCCAUAAUGUGUUGACGACACCAUACCCAAGAAAUUAUGAAGGAGAUGCCCGGGGGUUUACAAAACUUGGAGGAGGGGAUGCAAUAACAAGACCAACAUUACCUUCUAUUUCCCAACAAAAGAGAUCCAUAUUCAACUGGUCAAAACAACCUGCACCAACAAUCCGAAGCCUAGGAAUAUCCCAACCAGUCGUCAGUGAUAACGAUAGCUCAUCGUUGCAACACUUUGCGAGAGUACAAACCAUUGAUCUUGCGACUGCGGCCAUCAAGGAGCGGGAGCGUCGCGAAGGGGCAGCUGCUAGAUCCCGGCUCGUGGCCAAAAGGCCGGCGCCUCCACCCCCUCUUCUUCCAGCUCAAGAAGGGCUGCGAAAAAGCAUCAGUGUCAAGAGGAAGGUAAUGUCGGAUCACACUCAUCAAUUAAUGCCAACAAUAUCCAGUUCCACUACAUCUGGGCUUUCGGUCAAUGCGGCGAAUGGAAACACAACGUCGGCAUCACUAUCUCCGGGUCGUGAAGAUGUUCGUCGGCGAUCACCGCGGAAUAUAAACAGUUUUGGCAACAUGGUCGAUGGAAAGGCCUCGCAACAGCCUACUCUACAAAUGAAACAAACCAUUGGAUUGCCGUCAGGUCCUAAAUCGCAAAGAAUUACCUUGGCACGGGAGGCUGGCAUGGGGGGAGAACCAACAGUUAUGUUCAUGAACGAUAUUGUUUAUGACAAUCCCGGGAUGGUGGACACCAUUAUCAGGAUGCCACCUAGGAUCUACACAUCGACGAAGAAACCAAAAAUCGCAGAGAAUUCGACGGAUAUUUCGACUGAGAAUUCGUAUGCCAUGGAGCUCAAGUCCUCAGGGUCCAUUCUACACAGGCCACGACCGUAUCAAAGAGAUGCAACAAAGGAUCGUGCCCUUUUUCCAAGUGAUCCAUCUUCGUAUCAUAGACGCAGUCAAUCUGGGUCCUCAAUUGUGAUGCGGAAAUCAAUUUUUGCGUCUCACUCUGGAAGUCCAACCCAGUUACCUCCUCUACCAGCUCCGCCGACAAGGGCAUCCAAAUUACAACGCCCAAUGCCAAAUAGCUCGAGAAGCAUGACGUUUGAUGAAAAAAUACAGUUGCUUUUUCCAGCGCCUCCAGGAUCUACAUUGUUGAAAAGCCGCAGAUCUUCUGUGCCAUCCCUCCUUCACAUUCCGUCAUUAUAUAUGCCUGAGACCCCUCCCACCCAGAACCCGACUGAAGUUUGGCAACAGGGCCGUAGGGUUUCAAAAGGGUUAAAUAUUGCCUCGUUUGGACCACAAGGUACCCAGAGUCAGGAACAUGUAGAAACGUCAGAGCCUCGCACCUAUCGCUUCAGUCCAAAUACAUAUCGAGCUCUUGCCGAUAAAGCAAACGACAGCUGGAUUCCAGGAACUCCCUCCAAUAAAGACAAUACUGGAAACUCAAUGCAGCCGCAACAUAUUCGAUCUUCUCCCGCCUAUGAUAUAAGAAUGUCUGUUGGCGAAGUAACUUCCGGUCAUGCAGGAUCUUGUGGUGAUCCUACUACAUCUAUUAAUAAAUCGAAUGAAAUGAGGGAUGUUCAGCCAACGAUCAUGCAACAGGGUCGUGCUUCCGACCCAGAAAUAGAGAUCUCUAGGUUUUCCGAUAGCACAAGACAAUCAUUCUUUCACGACGCCAACCAGGUGGUACCAAGAUCUAAAACCCCAACAUCUGCAAGCAGACCUGCAUGCAGACCUGCAUGGCAUUGGCGUGUAGGGGACGAGCCCCCAACAUUUUCCGCACGAAAAUCAAGUAAGAGGCCUCGCAAGAUGCCGCCUCCGACUCCACUCCUUUUAACUUCAAGGUCGAGAAAAAUAGGUAUCGUGGUUCAUUCCCCCGCCCCGUCGCCGAUCGAUUCUCCUGAGAGGGCGAUCAAAGAUAUCCAAGCCCAACUGAAGCGUUUCGAAGAGUCAAUCCGAGGAUCUGUGGGGUCCCUCUUGAGGCAUAUGCCAGGUGCAAAUUCAACUGUCACGGAUAGUGUUGACGAUGAGCGUGGCGGUCGCUUUAGACUUUUAGAAAGUCUUGAAAAGGAGAUGGGUCAGCAAGAAAACCAAUGGCAACAGAUGCAAUUCAACCUUCGCGACCGUAAUUCGAUGUCUGAUACUAUGACACCUCAACAACUGGUCUCCCCAGACGGAAGCUUGUCGCAGAGAUCAUCCCUAUCAUCGUCUAGAAUUGUAGCCCGGCGUGCACAUAUUACAAGUAGCAUGGCAAAAGGCGAAUGUUCUAGCCCCACUAUAUCAACUCAAAGCUCUGAUUGCUCUAGAGCAAGCAUAUGGCAGCAACGACUUGCCGAAGCCCAGAUGCAAUACUCGGAAAAUGCCCCAGCUCUCCUUCGCGGACGAAGCUUGAAUUACCUAUUACUUGCCAAGUCUCAAGGCGGGAGUCCGACACCACCUGAGAGCAUUCAAUCAGAGUCCGAUGUCGAGACUGGCUCUGACUCGGGAUUAGAAUUAUCGUACGGUCAGGAGGCAUCGAACAGGGCUCAUACUUGUCCACCAUCGUUGUGGCAGCCAGAGCCAAUUCUACCCAGAACUGCCUCUGUUGGUAUGUGGAAUCCUCCUUGUGUUCCAUCCAUCCGCGCCGUGUCUCCCGAAGCACCAGCAAGGGAUAUUAGGCCUGCACGGCGUCUUGUUCAAGAGGUACUGCCUAUUUUCAGCUCCGCCCUUUGGUCAAAGCCUUCUUCAUCGGUUGAAGUUCAUCAUAUUGGCCUGUGGCGCCCCAGAGAAGCCCAACCUAGUAGUGUUACUCCUCGACGGGCCACGCAGAAGCCUCAGCGAAAGUCGAGACGUGCGACGCUCCUUCCUGACAUUGUGGAGAGCCCCUUGCCUUUACCACAUAAAAGAGAUACACUGGGAAUCUUCCAAUUCCCAUGGGGAGAAACCUCUGAUUCGGCAGUGUACCAGCCGCCUUUCAAUCCGGGUUUACAUACGAACCCAGUUAUCAGCACCAACUUAGAUGCUAGAUCUCGACAUCUGGAACCUGAGCCUACGGAAUACUCGUCUUCAUUCUUUGAUGACUAUGACGAGCAAGAUGAUGACGAGUACCCAGAGAUUGACGAGGACCUAGACAGCGACGACGACUUCGAUGAGACCACGCUUUGGGAAAUUGCAAGCCUAUUAGUUUCAACAGAUGUUCCCUCAAGGAAUAGCCUACUUCCGCCAGCACGACAGGCAGGAGAGAUAUUUGGGGACUAUAAUGGCAAGACUGAUCUCGAAACCGAGGAAGAGGAUGAGGAUCAGGUCACUGGUAUGUCGGGCGAAGACACUCAAAGCUCAAAAUUACAGUUACCUAUCCAAUCACUUGCGCUCCCAUCUAGAGAAGGCUCAAAACUUUGGGCAGGCAGCUCGACCUCUGCUCUAGGUGCGCCCAGCAAAGGCUUGCCUCAACCUGAUUGGGAGGUCUGGAAGUCCUACCUUUCGGAAUGCCAAGUUGUUACGAGAUUUAAACCAAAACCAUCAGGAAGCCUCCCAGUUCUCGCCACGUGCAAUCUGUGGACCUCCUCGUCACCAGAGAUACCUAGUGCGGGUGUUUCUGCCCUGUGGAGCAAAGCUACAGCUGCCAUCGAGACAUCACCCAUCAAUCCAACUCUCAGGGCAUCUUCUACCUUACUGUGGACCGCAGAGCCAAAGAAAAGUGAACCCUAUAUACAUGGCCUAUUCUCUGUUAAUGUUAAGCGUUCCACUUUCCGCACCACACAAGCAAACCCAGCAGCGGCGUCUAUGAUCAGACGCCCACGGUCAUCGACAGCCCAAGUAUCCAGUCUAACAUCCCAAGGUUUAUGGGCGCACAAGCAAAGUUCAAAUCAUCCAGUUGAGUGGAUUUUGAGAUCUACAGCAGCCGAAGCCACACCACAACACAACCAUGAUACAUCCUCUGGAGGUCAAGCGCCUAAAAUGUGGACCCCAGUAGUAAGAGUUGAAGUUCAAACUGUUGUUUCGCUUUUUACAAAAUCAGUAACUAGAUCAGACUAUCGAACAACCAAUUCAUUGCCAGCAGCAAUCACUAUGGUCCGCAAACCUCGGGCGAUCCAGACGUCUCUCGAUCGAUUGACAUCCACUCAACUUUGGAACGGAAGCCAAUCCAUACAAGGUGAACAUGACUGGAUAUCCGAAUCUAGUGUCAGACCAGAAAGCCCUUCUGUUUAUUCGGAAGCAUCCUCCGGCGGGUCGUCGCCUAUUUCCGAUUCUUCGUCUGUUAAAUCUAACAGCACGAAGGCCUCAUCUCUUUGGGGGCCUUGGUGGGGAUCCAAAUCUUCAAAGAAGUUAAUACCUCGUACACCUCCUCACAGCAAAGAUUCUUCAAGUCUUUCUGCCCGACAACCGAUCUCUCUACCCCUAGCCACUUUGAGAGAAUCAAGAGUUUUGACAUCUCAAGAUCACUUAGAGGCAGAAACUCCGGUAUUGAAGGACACUAUAGUCGCGAUCACACCGAAGACGACACUUGCUCGUCCAGUAGCUACCAAGGCCGAUUGGGAUUCUGCGCUUGCCGAGGCCAUUUUACAAAGUAGACCACGCAUGCAACGCCCACGUUACUCGCCUGAAAUGUGGGCUGCAGCUCUCAGAGAAGCCAUUACCUUGAGUGCUGUUCCGAGCGUUUCGUCCACCCCCAAGCCUUACGAUGUCGCCACACGCCAUCCUGUAUUUUUCUCGGAGUUACUUGUAUCAUCUGCAGACGAUAUUCACCCCGCUGCUAUGGGACAUGUUGUAAGACCAACAAUACCAUCAGUACGUAUCAAGGAUGCUCACAUGUGGAGCGGCUUGUCUGCGAGGACAAAGUCUCCAACCAAGUACGAAUUCAUGUGGUCAAAGGAUGGAAUGAAACGGGAGUCGAAGUUUGAACACCUCAACCAGGAGACCAUACGGAGGCGCAACGUGUCAAAACCUCUUGAUUUACCAAGCGUAGAAUCAUCUGAACUCUGGAAGCCUAUUGUGCCAGUUAGCUUGGAGCGUAACUGGUUGUCCGCCACAAAGGGAUCACCUCCCGGAACAUGGGUCGCUCCUAAAGCGCGAGAACAAGAUGAGAACUCCAACUUAAGGACAGUUGCCAAGCAAUUCUCCCCUGAUAUGUUCUCUCACAUCAAGAGCGAGCCUAUCAAGAGAGCUGUUGCUCUACGCCCAUCGUCUCUUCCAAUCCUCAAAUCAAGAGAGCUUUUCAAGCCAAUGGUCCCACGUUUAGAAUCUGACAUCCACUGGCUCCACUCCACUUCCAAGGUACCAAGGACCUUUUCACGCGCACAGACAUGGACUGCUCCCUUGUCUACAGGGCCGACAGAACAGAAUAGUAAUAGAAUGUGGGAGUCUCGCUCAUCACCCGCCAUCUCAUCACCAUCAAUCUUCUCCGACGUUCAUAUCGAACCCUGGCACAGAAAGAAGAGGGAGCCGACACCCUUGAAGGAGAUCGAAAGCUGCCAGAUGUGGAGGCUCUCGACGGUAAUGCCUGAAACCCCGAAACAUUGGCUUGUUAAUAGGAGGGUCUCGCGAGUAGAAUUCAGAUACUGAUGAUAAAAUCAUCAAGCCUAGAUGAAGUUUGGGAUGUAUGUAUGCCUAGGCGUCUUUUCUCGGUGAAACGGCGAAUCAAUCAUUGUCUGCAUGUGCUGAUUGAUACCUAUCUAUCCAUUUACUUGGAUCCCAUGUUGGUUUUUAGCAAGCCUUUCAUGUUGAACUAGUAUAGAG
Messenger RNA from Amorphotheca resinae ATCC 22711, 6591 nucleotides. RefSeq lists its product as hypothetical. Bases 1 to 6417 code for a protein of 2138 amino acids. The record is from RefSeq and is a predicted model, not a curated record. Lineage: Eukaryota; Fungi; Ascomycota; Leotiomycetes; Helotiales; Amorphothecaceae. The transcript is spliced from 5 exons.